Molecule: messenger RNA, 1135 nt
Organism: Lutzomyia longipalpis
Lineage: Eukaryota; Metazoa; Arthropoda; Insecta; Diptera; Psychodidae
Product: zinc finger protein 501-like
Exons: 2
Coding region: 1-1023 (340 amino acids)
Biological process (GO): regulation of transcription by RNA polymerase II
Cellular component (GO): nucleus
Molecular function (GO): RNA polymerase II transcription regulatory region sequence-specific DNA binding; DNA-binding transcription factor activity, RNA polymerase II-specific
Source: RefSeq, a predicted model, not a curated record
AUGUGCCGAAUACUAAUUUAUGGAUGCCCAAAGGUGGUUAAGCAAAUAAGAACAGCAGGUGCUGAAACGAUAAUUUCCUGCAGCGACGUAAAUCCGGGAAAUGAUUUGAAAACAGAAAAAUUCGACGCAGAAAUUGUCAUAUCUCACGCACAAAUUGCGGAUUUUCACAAAUUUGUCUUCAUCCAGGCUACAAAGGAUGAAUGGCCGGAAGUGAAUGUUAAGGAUGAAGAGCCCGAUGUGAAGGAAGAAAUAAAUGAACCCUAUGAGGAAUUUGUGGAGGCAAUUGAACCUUUUCCGGUUAAAGAUGAAUCCAAUAGUGUUAGAUCCUUCGGUAGUCAUUCUCCUGCCCAAUCUUCUGAGGAAGACAGUGCCACAGAGGAGGAAGAUGAUGCUACAAAGAAGAAGAAACGAAAGUCCGCUGAAUACGCGUUCAAAUGCACAAAAUGCGGAAAGGCACUGAAAUCCCAACGAACCUACCGGAAUCACAUGCACAUGCAUCGGCAACGGAAGUACAUCUGUGAGUUGUGCUCAAAGGGUUUCCUCAGUUUUGAUAAACUCAAACGGCACAUGGCAACGCACACGGGUGAGAAGGCUUUUCAGUGCAGUAAAUGCCCCCGAACUUUCGGUUCACGCUACCACCUCCAGGAGCACUUCCGCAUCCACACAAAUGAAAAACCCUUCAAGUGUCACAUCUGCGGGAAGGCCUUCCGCUCAAAGACCGGCCUCAAUCCCCAUCUACGCAGCCACAUGGGCAUUAAGUCGUACGUGUGUGAAAUCUGCGGGAAAGCCGUCACGACAAUGGCGUGCCUGCGUGAGCACAAGGGUAGGCAUGAGAAUGUUAAAUUUGGCUGUACAAUGUGCAAGAAAAAGUUCUCAUCGGUGGCAGCGAGGGAUCGUCACUUCAUCACCCACACCGGGGAGAAGAAGCACAAAUGCAAUAUCUGUGACAAAGCAUUCGCCCGUGGUGAUCAUGCCAAGAAGCACAUGGCGCUGCAUAUCAAGUAUGGAAGGGAUAGGAUAUAAAACAAGGGGGCAAUGGGGGAUGAAUUAAAUGUAAUAGGUCAUGAUGGAUAAGAAAUCAAUCUCAUAAAUUUAAAACAUUUAAUGAAAAAUAAAAAUUAAAAAAAAAGAAAAA